AUGACUACCAUGAGUGCGCUGGAGCCUAAGGCCCUGCCCCUGCUGCACGACGUGCGUUGCGCCGGGGGCAGCGUGUCCGAAUUCGCGGCGCUGGCAGCGCGGCGCACACCGCAGCUCCCCAAGGUGCCCGACUGCGUCAGGCGACACCUCCGG
This is a messenger RNA of Prorocentrum cordatum, 153 nucleotides long. NCBI's taxonomy places the organism in Eukaryota, Dinophyceae, Prorocentrales, Prorocentraceae. The record is from the annotation of a GenBank genome assembly.